GCUGAGGGCAGUUAUCUGUGACACCUCUGUGAGUAGCCUGGUUUUGCUUUUUUUUCUUUUGGUGAGAGGAACCUUCAAAGUUACCAUCCCCAGCCUGGUCCUCAUGCUACCUUGGCUCCUGCUGUUGAUCUGUGCUCUACCGUGUGAACCUGCUGGAAUCUCUGAUGUGAGCUUGAAGACACGGCCCCCGGGAGGAUGGGUGAUGGAGGGAGACAAGCUGGUCCUCAUCUGCUCGGUUGAUAGAGUCACUGGGAAUAUAACUUACUUCUGGUACAGAGGGGCCCUGGGUUUCCAUCUGGAAACAAAGACACAGCCUGCACUAACAGCAGAGUUUGAGAUCAGUGACAUGAAGCAGAGCGAUGCUGAUCAAUAUUACUGUGCGGCUAACGAUGGCCACGACCCUAUCCCCAGUGAGCUGGUGAGCGUCCACGUCAGAGUUCCAGUGUCUCGCCCUGUCCUUACGUUUGGGGACUCUGGAACCCAGGCUGUGCUAGGGGACCUGGUGGAGCUUCACUGUAAGGCCCCGAGAGGCUCACCCCCAAUCUUCUACCAGUUUUAUCAUGAGAGCAUCAUCCUGGGGAACAGUUCUGCACCCUCUGGAGGAGGAGCAUCCUUCAACUUCUCCCUGACUGCAGAACAUUCUGGAAACUUCUCCUGUGAGGCCAGCAAUGGCCAGGGUGCCCAACGAAGCGAGGUGGUGGCUCUCAACUUAACAGGUCUCUCCUUAGUGCCUACUGAGAAUGGAAUCAGCCAUCUCUCCUUAGGACUCACUGGGUGGCUGCUUGGCUGUCUUGGCCCCAUCACCAUGGCCUUAAUAUUUUGCUACUGGCUCAAGAGAAAAAUAGGAAGACAGUCAGAGGAUCCACUCAGGAACCCUCCUCAGACUGUGCUCCAAGGAUCCACCUACCCCCAAACCCCCGGCCCAAGGCAGCCAGAGCCCCUGUAUGAGAACGUGAACGUUGUAAGUGGCGAUGAAGUGUACUCUCUAGUGUACCACACCCCACAGGUGCUGGAACCAGCAGCAGCUCAGCAUGUGAGGACACACGGAGCAAGUGAGGUCCAGGGAGGGAUAGCCUGAAGAUUCCAGCUUGUAUCAAGAGCCAUGCUAGCUACAGAGAAGCCAGCCAUGAACUGCUCUGCUCUAUAAAGGCAUCCUUGAACAGCCACUACUUUCUUUUCAGCAUUCAGAUUGCUGAGGAGUGCCUAUCUUCAUCAACAAGGGUGAUGCCGAUCUCAAAGGGGCAGAGUUGACUCUUGGGAAGGUAAAAAUCCUCUUACUCUUGUUUAAUGACUAAAAGAUGCUUUGGGAUGCAGUCAAACACGUGGUAUUAAAUUUUGAUAGAAGAAGGGGUCAGAUCUUUUAAAAAAUGAUGUCUGAAAAGAAUGACCAUGUGGGGCAGUGGAUAGCGCCACCAGACAGAAGAACUCGUGUGGUAGUAGCAAAGAUCAGAACCCUGAUAAAACUCAUAACUGAGAGUGGGUAGGAGUCUGAAUUAGCUCCUAACCAGAUUCUUGUCCUGGAGCAUGUGACCACAACACCCUCUAAGAGGACCGUGUUGGUCACGUAGCAUAAUCUCUGGUUCACCCUGAGUAAACUGUUGCAUCUUCAUCUGCCAUGAAUAAAGCAGUUUGGACAAGCAA
Messenger RNA from Mus caroli (Ryukyu mouse), 1641 nucleotides. NCBI's taxonomy places the organism in Eukaryota, Metazoa, Chordata, Mammalia, Rodentia, Muridae. The record is from RefSeq and is a predicted model, not a curated record.